Molecule: messenger RNA, 1940 nt
Organism: Ctenocephalides felis (cat flea)
Lineage: Eukaryota; Metazoa; Arthropoda; Insecta; Siphonaptera; Pulicidae
Gene: udt
Exons: 13
Coding region: 85-1929 (614 amino acids)
Source: RefSeq, a predicted model, not a curated record
UCUUUUGAAUAAGGUGUUUGUCAACUUGUCAAUUGUUUUAAAAAAAUGUUUUUAUGGUUAUAGUUGUCAAUAAUAUUUUUAAUAAUGUUUACAAAUUUCCAAAUAUUUUUUAAAUUAUUUGGAAUAUGCUGUGUUCAUUUUAUAUUAGUAAACUAUGUAGAAGCAGAAUGCACUAUCCCAGUUGUCAUACGAGGAACUUGGUUCUCUUGGGAGAGUGGAAAACCUACAACCACUGAAAUUAAUGCAGAGGAAGUUUCAAAUAGAGGUUAUUGUGUUGAUGUAAAGGAAGAAUAUCAUGUAAAUUACACUUUUGUUCUAAAAGAUAGAGAAUGUUAUCAUUGUGUAAAAUUAAUUGUUCGCACUGUUAAUGUUUUAGAAAAAAUUGAAAGUGUUUGUGUAACUUUAAGACCUGGCGAAGAACCAACUGUUGAGAGAGUUUGCCGAGGUCUGAAUCCUGCACAACAACUUAUUACACUCUUUAGUGAAAAUUAUGUCCCAGUUAACUGCAGAUCUUCUCUUGAAGGCGUUUGGCAAUUUACGUAUCAGAAUCGUUUUCAAUUUACGGGAGAAUGUAAUUCACCCGAUGCAACAAUAAGAUCUUGUCAAGCUGCAGGUUCACAAUUUUUAAUUUCAAAUCAGAAGUUUAAUAUUACAUAUCGGGAAUGUCAGGGGAUGAAAGGAACUUUCAAUGGAUUGGUGGAAUACAGUUGCUUGGGACAUUGGUUUGUUGACAAAAAUCAUUACUUUGCUGUUGCUAAUACUAAAGAAUCAAGAAAAGAUGAAAAAUAUAGAUGCUUUUUGAAAAAUCGUGAUGAUGAUUUAUACAUCGGUGUUUCAAUAACAGCUGAGUGUAAUACAUUAAAAACUCCAGAAAGAUCUCCGGAGAGAUUGAGAUUAACACCUGUUAAGGCUGAAGUUGUAGAACCUGGAUGUAGAUUGCCCCAAAACUUUUCUGGUGAAUGGAUAAACACUGCUAACCUUGACGCCGAUGUGUUCAUAAAUGAAACACAUAUCAUUGAGACUUGGUAUCCUGAUGAAGGAAGAUUUAGGAAAACAAUUUAUGUUUGCAGAGAACAAAGGGAUAGUAGAGUUAUGAUGGCACGUUUAACUGUUGAUGGAUGCCAGAAAGAUUUUAUAUGCUUUGACUUUGUACCUAAACAUCAUAAUGUUAUACGUUACCGAAAGGGUGUAGCUGUCAUCAAUGACAAUUUUCAUACAGUCUGCUCAUGGGUCCAAUUUAAAAAUGAAGUCCAAUGGAAAUAUAGUUUAUUUUUAGCUAAAAAUCCUGUACCUGUUCGAUGUCCAGUUGCUGGAAAAUAUAAUUUUACACAACGUGGAGAUGUACCAUUUGAGACAAGAAUUUUAGGAGGUGUUACAUUAAGUCCACGACCGAACACUUAUUGCAAACAAAAUAUUUCUGAUUUUUCAGUUUGUGGUACUGACCAAAAAGAAAUUGCUAUAGAUGAAAACUAUUGUUUGUCUCUUGAUCAUUUGGGAAGGCCUGUUGAUAUAUACAGCGACCCUGACUACAAAAUGAAAUGCAUUGGUUUUUGGAAAGAAAACUUGAAAUCUUAUCUCAUCACCUAUGAUGAAUUGGAUGCAUUGACAAAGUAUCGUUGUUGGGUAUACCAAAGGGCAGAUCUUAAUAGAGUACUCAUGUCUCAAGCUGUUGGACCUUUUUGUGAUCUUGACCAAGAUGUAACUUCUUGGAACUACACUGAAGGAGCUUCAGUUGCUAUAGAAAUGCAAGAAUAUGAACGUGAACGUGAUCGAUGCCCAAUGCAUUUUGAUGAUGGUUCAAAUCCAUGGGUACAAAGUGAAAAUUAUAUUAAAGUAUUUAAUUUUGGUUUCUUCCGAAGUGCCUCUCCAAAAUUAUGCAUGAGUUUAUUAACUUUAGUUGUAUCAUUUUUAUUAAGCAUGAAAACAUAAAUAUGCAAGUU